Molecule: messenger RNA, 249 nt
Organism: Soboliphyme baturini
Lineage: Eukaryota; Metazoa; Nematoda; Enoplea; Dioctophymatida; Soboliphymatidae
Source: the annotation of a GenBank genome assembly
AUGAGCGGUCGCCGACCAGAGCGUGCACAACGAUUUCGAAUCGAGCAUUCCCAGCGAUGGCGGCUGAAUGUUCCGCAUCGGUUGCUGCAACCGGACGGACGAAUGAUGAAAAACACAUUGGCGACCUCAUCCGAACAUCGAGCCCGUUCAGAUAGGAGACUCUGGCUGACUCCGAAACUCAUUUCGCUGGAGGUGAUGCUAACCUUGCAUACGGUUGAAUCGUUCUAUGGCCUGCCGGAGCAGUUCUGA